UGGGAGAUGUAGUCAACAACAUCUGGAAUGCCGAAGGUUGCCUGCCUCUGCCUUAAAAUAAUGAUACUCGGUAAGCUGAUAUAAUCAUGUAUCAGAAGUUUGUCGUGGCCUGCUCGUUUAGCUAGCUGUGACACAGAUAGGUUAACGUUCACACUAUAUCUCGAAAUAUCACUUUAUGUUCUAUAUGCCAACUGUACAAUCAUUGUUGAAAAAUGAAGCUAUAAUUCCAUGGUUUUUGCAGGUGUUGGAGUGGAAACGGCACUUGCUUUGUAUGUGAGAGCAAUAAAAGCUAAUCCAGAGGUGGAAGUGAAUUAGACAGGAUUCUUUCACCAUACACAAUUCUACAGAUGUCCUCAUUUCACAGGCCCAUUCUCCCGUAGGACUUAGUCUAGCUACAGGUUUUCAGACAGAAUAGCUUUUAAUGGAAACAAAUUUAUCCAAAGCACAUAGUAUGUAUAUAGACUCAUAACUUUAGUCACCUGUGUUUUUAUUUUAUUAUUUUUUUUAAAUAUUAUGGGUUCCUUCUGUUCUUCCACUUUGCUAAUAUUUGUUAUUACCAUUACAUUAUAUUUUACCCCUAUAUUAUUAAAGAAUGAGCCACUAACAAAUUUAAACUUUUGGUUGCUGGAGUGCCAGGGAAUAUAUAUCUGUGUAGACCUGCCCAGCAUUACAUACGUUAGACUAGAGAAUGCAUAGGUCGAAAUAUUCAGCAAUAUAUUUUUUUUAUCCAGUAUAGUAUAAAAAAUUGUUUAACAAUAGACCAUGGGUUAAUCCCUGAUGGAGGCUGGUGCUAGGCUGGACAGGAGCAGUAUUGAAAUGUUACUUUAUAAAUGAUAGUGAAUCUAGGUAACAGAAAAUCCCCUGAGGCUAGAACAAUUGGACGGAUAUUAAUGUCUAAAAUAAAUUAGAUACGUGUGACUAUGAAUUAACCUCUGUGUUUGCUUUUCUUGGCCUGAAUGAUUGCACUGUUUUUUUUCUGUUCUGUGACUUUACCAUUUUCACUUUUACAUGGUUACUCUCUAAACUCAGAAUUUUUGCAAACUAAAUCUGAGUGACAAAUCUGAGGCAAAAAUGUGAAAGUAACAUGUUCUGACUAUGGCUGAGGUGGAGAAUGUUUCCAGAUGGAUUAUUUAUGCCUCUGUUUUUCCAUUUCACUUUGUGAGUUUGAGGUUAGUGAAUAACUCUGAGAGUUUUUGCAGUUUUAGAAUGAGUCUCUAUUGAAACAUACCUUUAAAGUACCAUUACUACAUAGAUUGAUGCGUGCAUUAUUUAGCAAGAAGCUCCCUGUCCAUGUCUUCCUACUAACUUCAGCCAUCACUUAAAUGUCUCUUAUGUGAAGACAUCCUUUGGCCUGACCUUGGAAUCAUUUGAACACAGUGUGAUAUGGUUUUAAGUUGAAAUUAUCACACAAUGAAUAUACAACACUCACAAACGUGUAGAAUAGUUAAUAGUUGAUAUUUGUUACUGGUGCCAUAAUAAAAUUCCUUUUAUUGGAAACCUCAGAAUCCUGAUUUUUGUCUGGUACCCGGUUGAGAGUGGUAACCCUAAGGAGGCUAUAGCCCACUAUCAUCUUCGGGGGAGGUACCUUUGAAACACUUGAAAUUCGACAUGUUUGUGAGUGUUAUAUAUUCAUUGCGAGAUAAUUCCAACAAAACAAUGUCACACUAUGCUUUGCUUGUUAAUUUGUUUUUAGGAUAUAUCAGCUGUAUCCAAAGUAUUUUUGUCUAUAUAUUGUUUUAUCUAUAAAAGAUCACCACCUGGCUGGUGAUCUGGUGGAAGCUGAACAUAAUUUGAAGAUGUCAUUUUUGUUUUUGCACUUUAGUGGUGUAGGUUGUACAUAUCUAUUGUUCUUUUAAAUUGUAAUUUUGUCAGCAGAGCCAUUAAAACCUAUUGCUUCUCUCUGUCAAAGUUAGACUAAAGUCUAAAUAGGAAUUCAAAUCGAAUUUCAAGUUACACAAACUGAAAAUAUAGUUGAAAUGAUUCAAUGUGGCUAUAAUGACACAAAUGUCAAAUUCACAUGGAAUCCACUUUGAAUUCUUGACAAUUCGCACUUCACUGUAUAAUCCUGAAAGUUAAAGGUAAAGAAGAACAGAAAACUAUAAACAAAAGACACUGAAAACUCAGAAAUCAAAUAUAAAGUAUAAUCUGUUCCCAUAUUCAGCCAAGUUCAGUCAUUGUCUUGUGCUUAUUGUCUUUACCUUAAGUCCCACACCCACUAUUAAUAAUAUCGAGGUAAAGGGGCACCUCCUGUCUUGUUUCCUGGAUACUCUGUAUAAAGCCUUUUUUCAACCUUUGUUCUAUCUUGCAUUCAAUGUGUUUCAGCUUUUGUGACCACUAAAGCUGUCAAGAGAAGACAAUUCCAUACAUCUGAUCCCUACGAUGGCUAAAUUAGUGAUACUCCGUAUCAUAUUUGCACCUUUUCUAUUAUGUGUGUCAAUUCAGAUCCAGGCAGACAAAAGUUCCCACUGGUAGGCUUCUGUAGCUCUCUCCUAUAUUAAAAAAAAACAAACCCAAAAUCUGGGGGGAUAGGGGUGGGAUUUCUCAUUCUCACAUUUUCACAAUUUUUCAACUGUCAAAAAUGAUAAUUUUCAUACAAAUUAAAUAGUACUUUUUCUGUAGUACUAUGUAUCUGUAGUAAAACAUGUGUCAUGACAACCCAUCAUGUUUUGGUGAAAGCUACUAGAUAUUAUGGAACAUGGAAUUUACCCCAAAGCUACAGUAAAAUAAUAUCUUCUCUAUUCUUGUCACUUUCAUUAAAUAUUUCAUUUAACAGUUUAGCACUAAUUUUCCUUGAUAUUUAUUGGUCCGAUAAGCAUCACACACAAUCUUUAAAGGAACAGAAAGCUCACAUGAAGUUUUAAAUUUGGGUGAUAGGGAUAAUUCAUGUUUAUUUUAGUAUAUAUUCUUGGAAAUACAGUAAUGUAAAUCAUCCGUGCACGAAGGGUUUACAUGGGGAGGCUAUAUCAGUUCAUCAGUUGUCUUGAUAAUAUGGAAUUUACACUUCCGCAGUAUCAUAUCAAUUUUAUCCAACAUAGCCAGAAGGAAUAGGUCAAGAGAGCUGUUAUAUUGUUUACACCAAGUAUACAUGGGGUUGGUAGUGAAGAGAACAAUUUUAGUGCACAGCAAUGUACCACAUAUCCCUCCUAGACAGCUGUAUCGUCUAACCAAUUCAAAUUUACAAUUUGGCAGACUGACAACUGUCUUUAAUUUUGACAAUGGGUGCCUUAAAUACCACCUGAAAGGAGACUACGCAUGUGCAAAACCAGGACAGAUUUCAUAAACAGCUUGUUCUGGGAAUGUAUUUAUUCAUUUUUGUUUAUGAUUGGUUGCUCUGAACUGCCUCUCCAGCAGCCCUGAGUGUAGGGGGGGCUACACAACUGUAGCCCUGUAACCAUUACAGAGACACAUUUUACCAAGAUUCGACUUGUGCUUUUGUAUUUUGUAUUUGUCAUGAUUUCUGCAAAACCAAGUGUAAAUUAGCACACGAUAUCAUAAAACAUCCCCACGAAAAGUGGAAUGGCACUCAGUCCUGUAGUAAAUGUAGAUAGGAGAGUAAUCAGGAUGCAUGAAUCUGUCACUGAGCAAGUUCUGAUACAGUAUGCGCUCACAAACACCCGUCUCGUAUGUCCAUCCAUGUUGCAGUAAGACACCUGUCUUGUAUGUCCAUCCAUGUUGCAGUAAGACACCUGUCUUGUAUGUCCACCCAUGUUGCAGUAAGACACCUGUCUUGUAUGUCCAUCCAUGUUGCAGUAAGACACCUGUCUUGUAUUUCCAUCCAUGUUGCAGUAAGACACCUGUCUUGUAUGUCCAUCCAUGUUGCAGUAAGACACCUGUCUUGUAUUUCCAUCCAUGUUGCAGUAAGACACCUGUCUUGUAUGUCCAUCCAUGUUGCAGUAAGACACCUGUCUCGUAUGUCCACCCAUGUUGCAGUAAGGCACCUGUCUUGUAUGUCCACCCAUGUUGCAGUAAGACACCUUUCUCGUAUGUCCAUCCAUGUUGCAGUAAGACACCUGUCUCGUAUGUCCACCCAUGUUGCAGUAAGGCACCUGUCUUGUAUGUCCAUCCAUGUUGCAGUAAGACACCUGUCUCGUAUGUCCACCCAUGUUGCAGUAAGACACCUGUCUCGUAUGUCCACCCAUGUUGCAGUAAGACACCUGUCUCGUAUGUCCACCCAUGUUGCAGUAAGGCAACUGUUUCCAUCCAUUUUGCAUUGAGCUGAAGUUGAUAUGGUGCCUGUGUGUUAUUAUAAAUCAAUAAUACUCCAAUAACUGUAAGCAAGUGCUACUGUUUGUUUCUACCAGAGUUCCAGCAAUGACAGUCGUCUCCCUGUGCUUCUUGUCUGAUUGGUAAUUUGGUAUAGCCUUUGGAGGCUUUCACUUGAAAUCUGUCAGUGAGACACAGGCUCUGCUAAACAAAUACAUCUUAGUGUGGUUUCAACCCAACCAUUGUACUGCUGGCUCUUUGCCCCUGGGGUCAAAAGGCAAUAGCAAAUGCAGCACUCAGAUUUAGGACAGAAACAGAAUAAAGACACAUCUUAACUGCAAAGUAUUCUGUGAUUGCUGUCUUUAUUCCAUUCCAAGUGGAACCUACAUUGUUUUGGCCUUUAUCAAGGAAUGUUAAGUGUUGCAGAGUUCAUUUACUGGUUCUUAAUUACUAUAAGGUCCCAAGGCAGGGACCCCCAAAACCCAACUACUCUUAUUCGUAGCUUUGUAAUUGGCUGCUGUCUUCCACACUCAUUUUCUUUUACUGUUUGAAAGAGGUCAAUGUAGCAGUUGAGGUUUUUGCAUUAGAGUGCUAUACAUCAAGAACACUCUUGCUUAAUCUUCUGUUAAUAUUUUUCAAAAAUAAAGAAAUACAGAUGGUUUGUCUGGAAUACAGAGGUUAUGCCUUGCUAAAUUGUAAAUAAAAUAAACAUUUACAUUUUAUAAUUAGAUAUCAGUAGACAUGGUUGCGUAAUACCUGUUAAUGGCUUAAUAAACUGCUAAAUGUAAUUUGUUUAAAAAAGGGGGGCACACACGGAACAUGCAUUACACAGUAGCGGUGCUGCAGUAAAGGCCAAAAUGUAUUCAACAUACAGAUUAAGAAACAGCGCUCACACAAAAAAUAAAGUUUUACAUUUUACAAGGCUAUUUAAAAUGACCUAUCAAUCAACACCACUACUGAUAAAAUGCAUGGUCCGGGAUUGCCCCCAAAGGCUUCACUUUAAUAGAACACUGAUAUUUCAAAACAAAGUAUUUCUCAUUCAUAAACUGAAUUAUUUUGAGUUACUAUUUUCUGUUUAAUUUUUCACCAUUUUGUGCCCACCUUUUUAACGUUCUCUGUUAAUAACAUUUAAAUAGUGAAAUUAUAUAUUAGACAUCAGAUCCUUGUAUACUUUUCCUUAAAGCCAUAAUCUCAAACUUUGAAUCAUGCAUUAUUGAUUUAACCCCUUAAGGACACAUGACAUGUGUGACAUGUCAUGAUUCCCUUUUAUUCCAGAAGUCUGGUCCUUAAGGGGUUAAAUAUACAUGUAUGAACUUAUAUAAAAUAAAUAUUAUCUGAUUCCUGAAAUAUAAAGUGCUGGAAAGAUACCAACAGAAAAAAAACAGCCACAGAAAACGGGUUGAAAACUGGAGUUAUUAUUAUUAUUAUUUAUAAACGCCAACAGAUUCCACAAGCUGUACAAUGGGUGGACUAACAGACACGUAAUUGUAACCAGACGAGUUGGACGCCCAGGAACAGAAGGGGUUGAGGGCCCUGCUCAAUGAGUUCAUUUGCUAGAGGGAAUGGGGUAUAGCGACACAAAAGGUAAAGCGUUAGGUAAAGUGUUGUAAAUAUAUGCCCGAAUUUUAGAUUGAGCCCUAUUUCUCAUGGGAAGACAAUUUAGGGACUGACAGAGGGGGAGGGCAUUGGAGGUGAGGAAGAUGAAUGUCGCCACCGCAUUCAUUAUGAACUAUAACGGGGCAAGUUAUAGUAGAUUGCAGUACUGAGAAGUAGAUUGCAGUAGUCAAGAUGAGAGAAGAUAGUAGCAUGGACCAGCACCCUAGCUGCGUCCAGCGUUAAAUAGUGGUAGGUGUUUUUAAAAUGAAAGUGGCAGGAUAGAGAAGAAUAGGGGCAGGGACAAUAUAUUGUUAGGAAUACAGAUUUGUGUUACUUUAAACAGAUAGCUGUCCAAAGGCCCGAAUUAGUGCACUGUAACAUUAAUCUGGAACAUACAGAGAGGUAUGAAAAAGAUUUUACACAGUUACAAUUUAACAAUGUCAAGUCUUUAAAGUAUGUGAUUGUUUUAUGUAAAUUCUGAUAAUCUAAUGUAACUCAUUUCCAAAAAGAAUCUAGAGCCCAUUGUAUUCAAAUACUUUCAUGUAUUUAAUUGCUGAUUUAAAUAAUUUAUUUAAUAAUUGUAUCAUAAUUAAGUCACACAAGUAAAAUGUUACUCAUUUCUAAAUAUACAGACCAUGUGAAUAGUAAUUUGAAAGCAUAACAUAACAAAUGGACUGACUACAUACUAUUUACUAAAGGGAGAAUUUAAAGUAAAUGCACAGUGAAUUUUAAAUUCUAUUUUGAAUUUAAAUUCACUUUGAAUUCUCAUUUUAGUGAAUAAUCCUGAUUAUGUUGUCAAGGCUAAGAUAGAAGCAAAACAUUUAAGAAGCCACAUUUUGAAAGAACUUUAAGAGUUUUGUUCCAAACCAACUUGAGUAUCUGAGAUUGACGAUACUCUUCCAAUUCAGGGCUUGUGAAGUUUUAUAAAGUUUUGUUUUGGUUUUUAUAUAUUAUAUAUCUAGGAUAAAUAAUGGUGAAGUCCAUACUAUGCCCCACAUAGGUUAUGAAAACAGCAUUUUUCUUCAUUAUGCAACUUUUCCAUUACAUCAUUAUUUUAGGGUUUAUGCUAGGGUUAUGGCUGGGUUUUAGGUUAGUUAGUGGUUUGGAUAAAGGCUAGACAUGGCCAGGGAUGCUUGACACUGGUGGAAGUUACACUCCCAGGUGUCAUGUAUUCACUCCUGUUAUUGUUAGACUGGCAAAGAAACUGUGGAGACAAAAUUGCACUGUUUUGGUUUAGUCAUCUUCUCACCUGACAUGCAAUUCACUAAUGAGAGAGGGCCGAAUUAAAAUGGACACAGCUACGGCUGUCUGUUUGUCUAUCUAUCUAUCUAUCUAUCUAUCUAUCUAUCUAUCUAUUUAUAUCUAUCUAUCUAUCUAUCUAUCUUCUAUCUCUAUCUAUCUAUCGAUCUAUCUAUAAUCUAUAUGUCUAGCUAUCGAUCUAUCUAUAAUCUAUAUGUCUAUCUAUUGAGCUAUCUAAAUACAUAUAUACUAUACACUACUGGCUUUCUUUCCCAUGUGUGAUUCCCUUCUUGGCCUUAGUUUUUAGACGAGUUUGUCAGGAGUGACUGUACUGUUCAGUCGCCCAAGUGCCAUACUUGUUUGAUCAUUUCUUUAUACAGUCAUGAACAAAAGCAGAACUGAAGAAGGUGUCAUAAAAUAUGAAAAGAUUACACAUCAAUGUGGCAGACAGAUAGAAGAGAAAGCCAGGAGAAAGUUUCUUCCAUACAUAUGUUAGCAAUAUUUCUGUAUGAUGGAACACAAUGUCUGUCCAAAGCACUUCACAUCUUUUCCAUUAUGCUUUAGUUAAAGAGCUGAGAUUCCAAAAAAAAAAAAAAGUCUGUUUGUGUGGUCUCAAUACGAGCUGGGUGUUUUUCUAUACUGUGUAUGAUGACACAGUGAGCUUAGACAUGUCAGAUAGUUAUAAUCUCCAAUGCAUACCAUCAGGGUAGUUGCAGGGAAUCGUUACUUGGCAGGGUGCUAGAUAUGAACCCCCAUUUGUGCACCCUAACUUUUACUUAAAGGGUUACUCCAAGCACCUUGACCACUUCAGUGAUUUGAAGUGACAUGAAGUCUGUGUGUGCAGCCUUUCACUAUGAAAGAGAGAUUAACCCCUAAGCUGCCAGAUGUGUAACCAAAUUGGCAUCUUGUGCCAGCAUGCACAGCAUGCUGGCGCCCCCCUCUGUGCCGCCCCAGUCCUACUUUUUGUAGAAGAAAAAAAGCGAAGACGAACAGGCUAAGGGAGAGCUUAGACCUAGCAUUUGAAUUGAGGUAAGUUUUAGAGUUUCUGUUAUUUAAUUAUUUUAAUUUGGGGGAGGUGGAUCAUCUCAGAAAGAGUGUUUUACUGCCUUGUAACACGUCUAGUGGCAGUCACUCAGACGGCCACUAGAGGUGCUUCCUGGAUCAGUGAUGCUCAGUAUGCAACACUGGUUUUCAGCGUCUCCACACUCUGCAUGUAGGCACUGAUAGUUCCCCAUAGAGAUGCAUUGAUUCAACGAUGAGGAGAUACAGACUGAUGCAGAGCGGCGUUUUGACGUGUAUGCGCAAUAGCUUCCCAGUGCUUUCCUAUGCAAUUGAUAAUCUCAGUGUUAGUGACAAGGCCAGCCUUGGCGAGACUGGCGCUGCAAGUGAGAAAAGUUGGGUAAAAACAGAGGCGGAGAGGGGGCGGUCAUCUAAAUAGUUAGUUAAACACUAUAGUGUCAGGAAUACAUGUUUGUAUUGUAUAUUGUGUAUGUGCUGUUCUUUUAAAUUCUCAGAACUAUCCCGUCUAUCACCUAACCUUCUAAAGCAGUAGGAGGGUGGAACACCCUCUUUGAUAUAACCUAUAAUACCGCACUAUGGCUUUCACAAUCACAGACAGAAAUAAUAUGAUUACAUCGCUAUUUAUCCACAAUGCAUACAUUUAGCUAUCACUUGUUUUCAAAUAUAUUUCUGUUGGGUGUUGGUGCUAAAAUUGCCCAAUUUAAUGCUACUGACUGAAGGACAAAGGACUGAGUGAACCCUGCUGGGAAUUAAUUGAACCAACAAUGAACCAAGAACAGCAUCAUGCAAUGCUUCUUGUCUCUUUAAAUCAGAGUCUAUCCAUUGUUGGUUUAGAGGGUGACCAAAUAUUCCAGGGUUUUAAAUCAUUCAUUUCAAGGCUUCCUGUGUCUGCAUCCUAUCUGGGUGCUUUUGAAGAUUGUUUUAUUUACUUUAUUUAACCAAAGUUUUCUGUUAAUUAUCAAACCAAUCCACACAUUUUCCUUUCUACCACUUUGUUUGGUUAAUGGAGUUACGUUAGUGACUUAAUUAGUUUAUAGAGAUCUGGGAAGGAAUCAUAAUUACCAAGCAGGGAUAGAGUAUAAUUAAAGGCGGAAAAUGGAGAAAUCAAAAGAUAAAUGUGAAAGAAAACAACUAUAAUGAUAAUUUUUUAUUUUGUGUAUUUAUUGUUUUUAAUCCUGCCUGCUUUAAACGCAAUCUUAAGUGGUUUUUCUGAGCAUUCUGUUUUAUAUCUGUUGCCAGUUUCCAUAUCACAUAAUGUUUUCCAUUACUGAAACCUUGUAAUUCACUUCUCGGUGUCGCAGUAUUUGAUCUUUGCUUUUACUUUUUUUUUUAAUUUUUAGGAGAAUUACUUUCUUUGGCAAUAGGGGCUGGUAAUAUGUUAGAAAACACCGCAGUAAAAUCAACUUCACUUUAAAAGAUCUACGCUCUAGUAAACCUACUCCUGUGAAUUAGUCUUGCUUUAGUAAAAGUGUGCCAAAGCAUCCCCUUCUAAAGGUUGUUAUACACUAAUCCACAAAUUGAUAAGAAUUUUAGAAGAACUACACAUUUAGGUCAAAAUAGCUAAAAUAAAACAAGAUAAUUUUUUUUUUUACUAUAGAUUUUUAUCCCUCAUUACGUCUCCUCAUUGUCUUUUUAGUUAGCAAAUCCCCAAAAAUCUGCACAAAUGGCUGCUCACUGUUUAUCAGAUAUUCCCCCACCCACAGUUUUUUACUCCGUAUAGUAACAUGGGGGUUAUAUAGACCCCAUAUGCAUUUUGUUAACUUUUUAAUGUGGUGGCUGGCUGCAAUCCCAUCAAUCCCGUGCGGCUGAGAUUUUUUUUUGCUCAGCAGGCAAAUAGAUUGGACAUUUCCAGGUAUGGGUUUUAAGCACCCAGGCCUGGAUUUCAAUGUCCAGCAGGAUUAGGACAGGCUUAAAUCCAUAUACAAUCCUGCCUCAUUCUGAGCCACAAUUGCAAAUGCUGGACAUUGUUAAAUACUGUGAGCAUGUCUGGAUUUUUCAGUCUAAAUUACUUGGUACAGUAACAGAUGUUUUUUUUUAGCACGGGAACAUUCAGACUGUAAUAAAUUAAGCAAGAAAUAUUUUUCUCUAAAUUCUGUAAAUUUUUCAGAUUUUAAAUUUAGACUGCAUUGGCAAGGUCAGCAUGGAUCCCCCUGGUGCAUCAUGGGUAAUUGCAUCCCUCCAUGUAGCCAUGCUGUAAAUUUAUGUUUGCUACAAUUUCACUUACACCUACUAUGGCUUGGCUUUAUAAUAUAAUGUUAAUCUGUUGGAAAUAUUUUUCCUUGAUUGUAAUAAAAAAAACAUGUAGGUGUGAAAUCUGCUUUUGUUUCAAAUUAUUUUUUUAUAUCUACAGAGGUAAUGACUGUUCUAAAAAAAAUACCAUGCCAUUCUACUCAGUGAUAGCUGUAAUUUUCUAAAAAUUAUUUGUUCACUAGAUGGCGCUGCAGACAUCUGAGUAACAUCAGUUUAAUGCGAUACCUUGCUCACAGGUCUUAACUAAUCAUCAGCGACAAAUUUUGCAAAAAAAACCCCUCUAAUUCCAGUGCAAUGCUUCCGCUACUAAAAUUUAAACAAAACAUAAUUAAAAAAAUACCUGCAGGCACACCAAUAAAGCAUUGGAAAGAGAAAAAAAACAAAAAAAAACAACUGCCUGUAGCUUUGACCCUAGACUAAGACUAAUCAAAAUGAUUACAAAAUGUUUAUUAAUGUUAUGAAUUUUGCUUGUUUUUCCGUACUAAUCUAUAAAUUUGCCCUGUUUUAGCCCCUUUAUGUAGUUUACACAAAUCAUAAUGAUUAUAUUUUAUUUUUCUACAUUGUUUGCCAUAGGAAUUUUUCAAAUCUUUUAUGUUAUAUACUUUUAAUAGGUUCUAGGUCUAUCCCCUUUACUACAUUUUCUGUCUUUGAUUUAGACGUUUACAUUACACAUUAUAUUGUAUUUUGAAGUUCAGUGAAACACAUCCACUUUUCUUUUUUUAAUUCUUUAUUUAAGUGACAUUAAAUCAGAUACAAGAUGAUGCAUUCUUUUAAAGAAGUGCAAUACAUGACUCUAUUUUCAUAAAAUUUUAAAGGGAAUAACAUACAAUGAACAUAGAUAAGAGAGAUGAGAGGAAUAAGAAAGAGAAAGAUUGGUGGAACCUCCGUGGUAAGUCUAUGACUACCAACUACAUGAAGAUGCUAUGAGUUAGAGGUGUAAUCACACCAUGGGUCCCAAUAUUAUAAAAAGAAGGAAAAGUUUAGUGAAAAAGUGCCAUCAAUUUUUCUAUUAAGCGAUUAACCUCAAUCUUGGCAACUACCUCGCGGUGAGAAGAGUGUCUCUCUGGGCCAGGUUGAUGCCAAUGGCCUCUUGACAAUCAGUGUCAUUUUGUUUCAAACUUUAGAGCUUGUAAGAAAAAUCCCUCAAGUGGUCAAGAAAGCAGAAUUAGCCAAAGGUCCAGCUCAAAGGGUCUCUGAAAAAAGCCACCAGUAGGCUCCCCACCACCUCCUGCAGAAGUUCAAGGAAGUCCUACCUAGUCUAGAAAUCUGCACUGGAGUUCCAUGGAAUCUUAAAUGGACACUAUAGUCACCAGUGCAACUACAUGUAUUCCUGACCCUAUGAUGUUAACACCACCAUCUAGCCCCCCUGGGCCCCUCAUGCUUCCAUAAAUAUAGUAAAAAUCUUACUGUAUUCAAGCAAGAAGCUGUAAAUCUGCAUGCUGUUAGACUCAGGAAAAACAAGCAGUCUGCUGACAUGUGAUAGCCUGAUCCAAUCACAGUGCUUCCCCAUAGGAUUGGCUGAGACUGACAAGGAGGCAGAUCAGGGGCAAAGCCAGCAUGAAUCAAACACAGCCCCGGCCAAUCAGCAUCUCCUCAUAGAGAUGAAUUGAAUCAAUGAAUCUCUAUGAGGAAAGUUCAGUGUCUGCAUGCAGUGGGAGGAGAUACUGAAUCACAGGAUUCUUGUGCACAGCAGAUCUGAGUGGAUGGAGGCAUAUUAGAAGUCCCUCUGGUUCACUCUGAGUGACUGCAACUGGAGCUGUUCCUAGCUUUCAAUGUAAACACUGUAUUUUCCCAGAAAAUACAGUGUUUACAUGAGGAAGGCUGCAGGGAGCUAUAGUUCUCACCUGAACAACCUCAUUAAGCUGAAGUUGUUCAGGUGACUAUAGUGUCCCUUUAACAGAAUCUUAAACACCUGCUUUUGAAAAGCAACAAAUAUCAACAUCCUAACAACUGCCUCCCAGGUAUCCUCCCAUGAAUAAUCAUCCAACUCUCCUCCCUAAAAAGUUCUCACACAACCCGCUGUAUCAUAAGGCACACCAAAUUGUGGACUUCGAGCAGAUCACAUCCACUUUUCCACUCUCUAAUACCAUUACUGCGAUCAAACUUUAAGCCUCAUUAGCAGCACCUGGCUCCAUAUAAUUACAUCUGAUAUUAUAUGAUAAAUAUAUACAGGGAGGGUUAUUCAAUAAAGUGAAUAUUGUCAAGAAUUUUGAAUUCACUUGAAAUUCCUGACAAUUCUCUCAUUAGUGAGUAGGUCUAAUAGGGCCUGUUACCUAGCUGGUUUCAGAGUGUGUUACCUUUCAUGUACGUUCAUGCCCAGUUAUAAAAUAUGUUGUUUAUUUUAAGACAUAAGACAGUAGAACAAUUACACUGAAAUCAGAAAAAGUAUGGUUGUGGGUUUAAUAAUUAAAGGGAUAUUAUAGGCACCAGAACCACUACAGCUUAAUGUAGUGGUUCUGGUGUCUAUAGUCUGUCCCUGCUGUUCUUACAAUGUAAAUGCUGUGUUUACAUUUCUGCAUAGGAACACCUUGGCCACCUGUGGUGCUUCCUAGUCCAGUGCUGCACAGUGUGAAGAACUAGCGUUCAUGGUCUUCACGCUCUGCAUGGAGACCCUGAAAGCACCCCAUACAGAUGUUUUAUGUAAAGUCACCUUGUUACUGCAAUCUAAGGGGUGCCAGGGACCUAAAUAGUUAAACACUUUAGUGUCACAAAUACAAGUUUGUAUUCCUGACACUAAAGUGUUCUUUUAAAAAUGUACAUGUACCUAUGGUUAGAUACCCUCUUUAGGCUCUUAUACAACAUGGAACAAUGCAAAAUGACAAGUCAUGGGAUGGUUUGAAACGAUGCUUCAGUAAAAGGUGACAGAAAAUAAACACAGAGCUUAUGUCAGAUCCCCAGAUUAUGGAUAAUUGUUUGUUUUCAGUCUAGAAGCAUUAUCUUUGCUGCGCAGGGUGGACUUAAAUGCAGAAACCACAAUGUUGAGACAAUACCAUUAGCAGCAGCUGACAAGUAUCUUCCCUCCAGACAGUGAUGGGGAGAAUCACCCUUUAUUUACAUUGCGGCAGUCAAUGUGCACAUAUCGAGACUGCAAGAUCAUCUGAGCAGAACCCUCUUCUCCUAGUGCAUUUGCCAACAUUUAUUUUGCCUAUUUUGCCAUAUCCCCACUGUGUGUGUAUAUGUGCAGAUAGAUAUAGAUAGAUAGAUAGAUAGAUAAAUAGUCAGACAGACAAAUAGAUAGAUAAAGAUAGAUAAAGAUAGAUAGAUAGAUAGAUAGAUAGAUAGAUAGAUAUAGAUAGAUAGAUAGAUAGAUAUAGAGAUAGAUAAAUAGAGAUAGAUAAAUAGAUAUAGAUAGAUAGAUAGAUAGAUAAAUAGAUAGUCAGACAGACAAACAAACAUAUAGAUAAAGAUAGAUAAAGAUAGAUAGAUAGAUAGAUAGAUAAAGAUGGAUAGAUAUAGAUAGAUAGAUAGAUAAAAAGAUAGAUAGAAAGAUAGAUAUAUAGAUAGAAAGAUAGAUAUAUAGAUAGAAAGAUAGAUAAAGAUAGAUAAAGAUAGAUAGAUGGAUAUAAAUAGAUAGAUAGAUAGAUAGAUAGAUAAAGAUGGAUAGAUAUAGAUAGAAAGAUAGAUAGAUAAAUAGAUAGUCAGACAGACAAACAGAUAGAUAAAUAUAGAUAGAUAAAGAUAGCGAGAUAGAUAAAGAUAGAUAGAUAGAUAGAUGGAUAGAUAGAGAUGGAAGAUAGAUAGAUAAAUAGAUAGAUAAAGAUAGAUAGAUAAAGAUAGAGAGAUAGAUAAAGAUAGAUAGAUAGAUAGAUAUAAAUAGAAAGAUAGAUAGAGAGAUAGAUAGAUAGACAGAUAGAUAGAUACAUAGAUAGUCAGACAGACAGACAGAUAAAGAUAGAUAGAUAGAUAGAUAAAGAUAGAUAGAUAGAUAGAUAGAAAGAAAGGCAGAUAGAGAUAGAUAGAUAGAUAGAUAGAUAGAGAGAUAGAUAAAGAUAGAGAGAUAGAUAAAGAUAGAUAGAUAGACAGACAAGCAGAUAGAUAAAGAUAGAUAGAUAGAUAGAUAGAUAAAGAUAGAUAGAGAGGUAGAUAGAUAGAUAAAGACAGAGAUAGAUAGAUAGACAUAUAGAUAUACUGAUAGAUAGAUAGAUAGAUAGAUAGACAUAUAGAUAUACUGAUAGAUAGAUAGAUAGAUAGAUAGAUAGAUAGAUAGAUAGAUAGAUACCAGGACUCCACAUUUUAGGUAAUGUAUAGACACAAAGAGGAGAGCACUCACAGAACUUGCUUUAAAUAGUGACCUGAUUUAUUUUCUAUUAAGCAGUAAUAAGUAUGACGGCAGAGUGAUCAAUGUUUCAAGCUUUAUAUCAGGACUUUUAUCAAGACAGGUACACAAUGCUUAAGGACCUUUAAGUAGGCCGCCAUCCCCAAACAGAGGACAUGACAAAGAGUGCAUGAUAACAUGGGCGCAUGAGAGUGAGAGUCAGUGAAAGAGAGACCUGGAUCCAAAGUAAAGGUAAGCCAGACCUAGGGUAAGGUGUAAAUUGUACAAAAACAGAAGACUGUAGGUGGACUAAAACAUUGUAACAAAAACUGUAAUCUACAACACGCAGCAAAUAGUGUAUCGAGUCACGAGAAGCCUCAGAGGUCUGCAUCUUGGUGUGCAAUGACCUUCCAUUGUGCCCUCUCCUGAUGGUCCUCCAUCUGUUAUAUACAUAUAUCUUUUUAUAUAUAUCUAUGAAGAGAGAGAGAGAAAUACAUAUUUUCAUAAGUCACUAGUGAAAUAAUGUACAAGUUACAUUUUAACUUUACAAGUAACCUCUUAAUGCAGACAUCUCUAAUCCUUUUAGUGGGCGUUAUAGGGCGGACUCUUUGGGAUCAGUCCUGUAGGGUUUUAUCAAACUAUCAUUGAUUUUUAGACAAUAUCUGUGGCUCCUCUGCUUGUGCUGUGAUAAUGCAAAUGAUUCAAUUCUGCAUUAUCUGCACAAAACUGCCCACUUGUGGAUGGCAUUGAUAGUCUGUAAGUGGCUCUUAUUGUUGUCCAAAUUAAGUAAAUUAAGGUGCUUAGAGUAUCCAUUUAAAAGCAAAAUAUACCCUUAUCCAUUAAAUCCAUCAUUAAAUCUCUUUGAUCAGACGGUUACUGAUUAAAAAUCUCUCCCAAAUAGAUUGGGAACAAUAGAGCCCUUUGCUGCUCAUCGUUAUAACAAAGCUCUCAGCAAACUCAGAAUAUGAUAGGCAGUCAGUGACACCAUAGGUGUCAUGAGAUAUCUCUUAAUUGGCAUAAGCUAAAUGCUGUUUGAAUUCAAUAGGGACAGAACAAGGAAACAUUUAGAUGAGAAAACGCAGCUCUCAAUAUGUUCCAAAGUUUGAAUUUUCAAUGUCUUGAAAACAACAUAAGUUAAUUAAGUCAUGGCUACAAUUGUGGGGGUAUAUAGACGAUAUUGUCACGGAGCUGUUUUAUGAAGGAAGUGAGGCUAUUUUUCUAUCUUUUUAAGCCAUGGGCACCAGGUUUUCUGCGCACUCUUAAUUACAUUAAGGGUUAUUUACUAAAGGGCGAAUUCUCCAUAAUUCAAAGUGAAUGUCAAUUUUUAGACCAAAAUAGCUGAACUAGAAGCAUUGCCGAUCCGAAGAAUUUUCUAAAUUCUGGCAUUUUGGCCUUUAAUUUGAAAUUCUCUUUGAAUUACCAACAAUUCCCCUUUUAGUAAAUAAUCCUGAUUGUGUAAUAUCACCAAUGAGAAGAUUCUUACAACAUGUUUAGAUAAAGAAAAGCAGAAAUGGUCAGAUAAAGCAGUAAACAGUUGGUAUAAAUAUGAAUCUUAUUUAUUAUUCAUUUAUUCAAUAUUAUUUCAUUUAGAUAUCAGGGCACUCUUUAAUGUGAUGUCUAACUGAUGAGCUUUGUAUCUUGGACAAUUGAAUUUUUUGUGACCAUUUCUGAUCUUUAGUGGUGCAUCCACAUGAAGGUUUAAAAAGAUGCUACGUGCUAGUUCUGAAUGGACAUUGGCAGAAAUAAUGUAAAAACCCAGUUGCUUCGCAGUUUAUUUCAGGAUUCCUGUGUUCUACAGCACGCAUAGGUUUAUUUGGGGAGCUUACAGCUCUAUGUGGCCAAAUAAUUGGGCUUUUUUUUUGAGAAACAGGUCCAUUGUGACUUAUCUAUAAUUAUUAUUUAGCAACUUUUCUCAGUUAUGGUGUGUGGGAGCAGGGGAGUGUCAGGAUUACUGUUUGAUCCAGCACGUAGAACUGUACAGCACGGAUGACAAAUAAGUAACGUAUUACCGGUCCUUAGAAUGGCCGGAUUUAACAUACAAAGAAUAGUCAAAAAUACUAGCCGAGGUCAGGGAACACAGAAAGGGACACAGCGAUGAGGAAAGCCAGGAGUCAGGAUACCAGAAUAUAGAGAAGUCAAUAAACAAAGCCAAAGUCAAAAACCAGGUAGAAAACUAUAAACAGGAACGCGCUCUCGGACAACCACAAGGGAAACCACGACAGGGCACUGAGCAGGCUGAGAACUGGGCCUAAAUACCCCUCCUUUCUUUCUGAUAGGCUGUAACCGGCCUUUGACCCCAAAGUCAGUUACCAGGUUUCAUUUGCAUAAUUGCUGCUCAGCAUUAACCCUUCUGUGGAUUAGGUUGCUGCUCGGCACAACUUUUCCUGUGUGGACAGUAAAUGUCAUUAACCACUUUUCUAUAAGCGGAUGAAUACAUGACACCAGGUUUCAUUUGCAGAAUUACUGCUCAGCAUUAAACCUUCUGUGGAUUAGGUUGCUGCUCGGCACAACUUUUCCUGUGUGGACAGUAAAUGUCAUUAACCACAUUUCUAUAAGCGGAUGAAUACAUGACAGGGAGGUUGUGAGAUGCUAAUUUAGUCUCUCAAACAGGGUGCCUGUCAUAGAUUCAUAGAUUAACACAACUUCAGAGCUAGGCUUUGCUAAUAUGCAGAGCUGAACUUUUAAAAACACUCCAAACACCACAACCACUACAGUGCCCUUGUACCACGCCCCCCAAUUGUAAACAGUCACACCGGUUUAGAACAAUAUGUAUUUUUACCUCAGGUCCCCUGGGUGCCACACCUUGCCUCCAGCUGGUUAGCUCUCCUGAGCAAAGCCCUGCAGUGCAGCCAAUGAGCUAAGCCAUGCCCUGUCGGGCUUAGUUCAGACAGUGCACUUCGGGCUUCCUGCCGGAAGUAGUGGAGACAUGGAACAGCACCCAGUGGAUCACAGGUAAAAUGUGGGAAAUCCUGGCACAAUAACCACUAUGGGCACACAGUAGUGAUUCCAGUGUUUGGAGUGUUAAUUCCCAGAUUUUACUAUUAACAUGACGUAAAGUCAUGAUUUUAUUAAUGACACGGAGGCGAGUAUUAUGCAUUCUCUUUCUUUAUUAUACUCCCAGCAGCAAGAAAAGGAAGUAUGAGAGAAUCAUAUAAAAAAACAUAACAACAGCUUGGUAACAGUGGCACCAAUCAGCAUCCAGUAUUAUCCAUAUGGGUGUGGUGCUCCUUGACUCCUCCUCUUUCUGCGUAGAUCCCGAAGACCAUAGUGUAAGUUCCAAAAUAUUCCAACAACACGAAUUCCCGAAACAAAACCAUAACCGGAAAUUCAACAGGGAACAGCUUCAACCGCCAACUUUCACAGGUGUAUUCAAGCUAAAAGAGAAGAAAUAUAUGGUAAUAUCGAGACUUGCGACUGCUAUUCCAUAGUUAUCCAACUCUUCCACUACGUUAUUCCAACACUAUAAGUAUAUAGAAGUAUAUUCAUCACAAACCUUACUCACCUUCGUGUCGUGUAUGACACUUUACCUACCGUAUUUUGUCAUUCCAAAGGUCCCAUGAUUGACCUGUAACUUAAACACCACCCUGGGCAGGGCGGGUGGGAAUAAUACUCGCCUCCGUGUCAUUAAUAAAAUCAUGACUUUACGUCAUGUUAAUAGUAAAAUCUGGGAAUUUUAUUAAAGACACGGAGGCUCCUAUUAUGCUAUUUUAAAGCUGAGCAACCACCAAACUGGAAAUAUGUUGUACCGGUCGAAAGUAGAAAUUACGAAACGUAGACUCAUUCGACCAAUCAGCUGCUCGUAAGAUGUCUUCCAAUCUACAACCUAUCAUGGAAGCUUUAGAAGCCAUUGCCCCGCGAAUGGAGUGUGAGGAGAAAAUUGAAGUGUCUAUGCCUGCCACGGAUAAUAACCAUUUGAUCCAACGAGCUAAAGUAGGAGUAGAUACUGGUAGGUGCGGUACUCUGAACGAGAUGAAUAAUGGAUGGGUUUGAUCAGGACGGAGCGAGCUCGUGCGGUGCUCGUAUUCCUUAAGGCAUAACACUGGGCACAGAUUAGGGUUGUCUGGAAACGACGGGUAGAAGACCUCCUUAGUUGCAGACUUUGUCCUUCGUGAAAUAUUGAAGGAAACUCCGUUCGGAACAAAAGCGCGUGCUUGCCAAUCCAAUGCUCUGACAUCAGCAACCCGUUUACAUGAAAGUAAACAAAACAACAUCAACAGUUUGGUUGAUAAUUGUUUAAGAGAAAGCUCAUGAUUCAAAGGCCAAGACUCGAGAAAACGAAAAAUCACAUUGACAUCCCAGAAGGAAGAAUACCGAGCCUGCGGGGGUCGAGCAAACCGGAUGCCUUUGAGCAAACGACAGAUGAGGGUAUGUUUACCUAUUGGAGUACCAUCCAAUCCCCUAUGCCUCGCUGAUAUCGCUGACCUGUAUAGAUUUAUAGUCCGAAAGGCUUUACCUUCUUCAAAGAGUAGAGUCAGGAAUUGUAAGAUUAUUUUCACAGGAGCUGAUAUGGGAUCCACUGAUUGUCCCACGCACCAAUCAGUCCACUUCCUCCAAGCCGACCCGUAGGAACGUCUGGUACCUGGUGCCCAAGACUCUGCCAAGAGACUGAGUGUUGUCUGCGAAACAUCCUCGAGACUCCAUGUUCCCCUGAAAGGAACCAUGCCAUCAGGCGAAGUAGACCCUGGUCGAUCAACUCGUGACUCAUUCCCUCUGGAUUGGUCAGGAGGUAGGGUAUGUCCGGCAAGAGUCGUGGGGAAUCUAUCGACAUUUCUAAUAACUGUGGGAAACAGGGUUGUGACCUCCAUAACGGGGUUAUCCGCACUAGAGUCCCCUGGGAAUAUCGAAGGUAUGCAAGGGUCCGAGAGAUGAGGCUGAACGGUGGAAAAGCGUAAUUCUUGCCCUUGGACCAGUCUUGUAAGAAUGCGUCUGUCGCCAGCGCAUCUGGGUCCGGUCUCCAACUGAAGAACCGAGGAAGUUGGGUGUUCAGCCGAGACGCGAAGAGAUCUAUGUUGAGAGGUCCCCAAAGUCGAGAGAGACGUUGGAAGAUCAUUGGGUGGAGAUGCCAAUCCCCUGUGUCUCGAAGAUAUCGAGAAUUCCAAUCCGCUAGUGCAUUGUCCCGUCCUGGGAUAUAUUCCGCUAUUACCGAAAUGUUGUGUUUUAGACAAAAGUGCCAAAAAUCUCGAGCCAUCAGUGCCAGAACUUUCGAUUUCGUUCCUCCUAGGUGGUUGAUAUAACGCACCGCCGAAACGUUGUCCAUCUUGAUUAGGAUAGAGCAUGAGAUGCCUGUGGGGGUCAUGCUGCGAAUGGCAAAGGAUGCCGCUAACAGUUCUAGGCAGUUGAUGUGUAACAACGUUUCUUCGUUGGACCAUCUGCCACCGGUGGAAACUGAGCCACAAUGCGCGCCCCAGCCGUGUAAGCUGGCGUCUGACUCUAUGACCAGAUCUGGCGUAGACCCGAAUAUCGCCCGUCCGUUCCACGCCUCCAUGUGGGCUAGCCACCAUGUCAACUCCUCUCUGGAAUCUUCGUCCAGUGUAACACAGGUUUCGUACGAGUGUCCGGAGCGCAGAUAUGAGGCCUUGAGCCUUUGUAGGGCACGAUAAUGUAACGGGCCCGGGAAGAUUGCUUGUAUGGACGAUGCCAGUAGCCCUAUGAUCCUCGCAAGUUGUCUGAGGGAAAUGGUCGUACGAAUCAUAAGUCGUCUGAUCUCUUUCUUGAUCGAAAUCAUUUUGUCUUUGGGUAGGCACAACCUCUGCUGUACAGAGUCCACUUGAAAUCCCAGAAAUUCCAUGCAUCUGGAGGGUUGAAGGACAGAUUUCUCCCAAUUCACCAAGAAUCCUAAGUUCUGGAGAAGGUGUGUUGUCCAAGACAAAUGAACCCGUAAUUGGGAUUGAGAUUGAGACAGGAGAAGGAUAUCGUCCAGAUAAAUUAUUAACCUGACCCCUCGUGUGCGCAGGAAGGCAAUCACCGGCUUUAGUACCUUUGUGAAGCACCAUGGAGCAGAGGACAGACCAAACGGUAGACAUACAAACCUCCACUUCGUUCCUUGCCACUGAAACUGCAGUAGGUUUUGGUGCGCUUCCGCUAUCUUGACCAUCCAAUAAGAUGGUAGUAGGAUGUCCCGAAGGCAAUGAAUACCCUCCAUUUUGAAAUGGUGAUAUUGGACAAACGCAUUUAGGGGUCGGAGAUUUAUUACUGGGCGUACUCCACCCCCUUUCUUUGGAACCAGAAACAGGUUGCUUACAAACCCUUCUGUGUCCCAUGGGAUUUGUUGAAUAGCGUGUUUUGACGCCAAAUCUGCAAUCUCUGCCGAGAUCAUCUUCUGGUGGUCGCUGGCCAUGUUUAGUUCUCGAGGGAACUGCACCUGAGUAGGGUAAGAGACUAGCUCCAUCAGGUACCCCUGUACUGUAUUUAAUACCCAAACAUCUGCGGUUAGAAGUUUCCAAGCAUGGUGAAACAAUGCCAAUCUGCCCCCCACUUUUAUAUGGGAAAAAUGGAGAUACUCGGUACUCACCAUAAGGUCGUCUGCCUGAGACAGACCCCCGUGGUCCGCGGGAGUUCCAGGGCGUCCACGAGAUGGGAAGAACGGGGUAUAAGUUCGUUCUGGUACCGGUCUCUGGGUAUUAAAGGAGCCUCUGCCGGCUCUAAAUGAGCCACGGAAUCCACGGCCGGAUAGACGGCUCCUAACUCUACCGGCCCAUCCAAAAACCCGAGGUGCAAAUACUCUUUUUAGAGAAGUCUGAGCUUUGUCAAUUGCUGUAAAUGUUUUAACGUACAGCCCAAGAUCCUUGAUAAAGGAUUCACCAAAGAGUAAGCCUUUAGCGGCUGGCCCCGGCUCAUUGGUCGCCAUACUGACCAGUUUGGGCUCUAUUCUCAUGAGAAUCGCCUUGCGGCGUUCGGUUGCCAUGGCUGUAUUGGCGUUACCCACCAUGCAGACUAACCUCUGCAACCAGCCUUUCGCUACUUCGAAAUCGAAGUCAUUCUCACCAGAUUGGGCAGAUUCCACUAACUCAUAAAGUUUGGUGAUGGGCCCCAGAGUGUCCAGGAACUUGUCCUGGCAGUUCCGAAGGGAGAAAUCCAAACCUUUCCUAGGUUUCCAACCCGACUUAUUCAAAAAUUGGACCAAUUGGGGAUCCACGUCAGGGGUUUUUCCCACUGAGUCUGGAAGGAAAGGCCGCGGGCAUUCCGCCCGUAGCUUGUUACGUCCUUCCUUAGAUAAAGGUUUUCUUACUCUUAGCGCGAGGUACCUCGCAAUGUGCUCAGGCGGCUCCCAUUCCGCCGAGCGAGGGUGACGGAGGUUAUCUGGGUCAAACAACGGGUUACCCAGAGGGUCCCGCAAAUCGUCGCCCUCGCCCGAUACGGCAGGCUCAGUGCCCUGAGCCGUAGCCUUCUGGGUCGCAGUGUGAAAUUUCACCUCGGACCCUGAAUCGGAAUAUUCCGCACUAUAAUGGUCCAUGCAUAACUCAUCAUACUCCUCCUCCAAACUCCGGUCCGAAUCGGACGAGUCCUCUUGGGCACGUGCCCACUUCCAAGAUCUGGCCGAUUUUGCCCGGCCAGGGGCUCUAUUGCGCGGUGGUAUCGCGCCAUCCUUGACAGCCUGAGGCGUGUCAGUCAUUGCAGGCUGAACCUGCAGUUCUGGAGGGGAGGCAAUAUGUUUGCUUUUCGUCAAGGCUUUACGUCCCGGUUGUACCACAUUAGUGGAUCCAGGAUUUAGUGUGCUCUGAGGGCCACAACUCUGAGACUGUAUCAGCGCUUUGGUUACCGAUUGUGUGAUAGAGGAUGACAUGACCCCCAUCGCGGAGGCUAACGCCUUGUUGAUGGAUUGUGCCAUGGUAGAAUCGAGGAGGGAUUGAAAUUCCUCCGAUGCCAUGAGGCUGGCGUCAUCCUUACAUGCCCUGUCUGAGGGGGAAACCCCUGGUGUAGGACACACAGACCCUGCAGGUCUUUCAUUCUGAUCUUGCAUUUUAGCAAUAAUAUAAACUCACAGGGAAUAAAACACCCAAGUCCACUCAGAGUUAGAAUUAUAGGGCCCAAUAAGGUAAUGCCACUAGUAGUAGCUAAUGGUUAAGAACAGUAACUGAAAUGACCUGUAGGGAAAAAAUAUACUAGCUAAGGCUAAGGACAAAAAGGGUGUCAGGAUAGAGUAAUCCUCCACACCAACACUUACAGUUUGACCAGCAAAGACAGCAACACAGUAAAUAAGCACAGGAUGGGUCUGGGAGUGCGCCAGGAGGGUAGGAGAAACCGUUAUCCACAUACAGAAUCGGUCCGCAGCAAUUUCCCGCCGAAACGUACUUAAAAUGGCCGGCGCGAGAAAAUUUACAUAGGCGGCGACAUAAACCAAAAAGAUGGCCGCCGCGGCACGUACUGCGCAUGUGCGGCCGUUAGGAAAAGGGGAAAAACCGGCAAAAGAGCGUUUGCGCAUGCGCGGACCGGCAGAAAACCGCGGAAUAGACCGCGACCAAAACAGAGAGCGGCUAAGGAGAGCAGCUAAGGGCAGCCCUGCUGCACCCACACAAAAACGGAAACGAGCAGGGUAAAGAGUCUAACACUACUGAAAGGGGGAAAACCUCAGGGUCCCAGAGACCCCUAUUAAUAGGCAGCACUCCCAGACACCAGUAUUAAAUAACCAGUAAUAACAGUGAAGUAUAAAAUAAGCAUAAACAUACACAAUGCUAAAAUCUUUUACCCAAAUACACAUAUAUGUAUGAAAAAUCACAGGAGUAGCAAGAGAUGAAGUACUUAACUUGUCUGAGGGAGCAGCAAGAAAGAGGAGGAGUCAAGGAGCACCACACCCAUAUGGAUAAUACUGGAUGCUGAUUGGUGCCACUGUUACCAAGCUGUUGUUAUGUUUUUUUAUAUGAUUCUCUCAUACUUCCUUUUCUUGCUGCUGGGAGUAUAAUAAAGAAAGAGAAUGCAUAAUAGGAGCCUCCGUGUCUUUAAUAAAAUUUAAAAUCAUCCUUGAUAUUUAUUUUAUCCAAGGGCAUGGCUUUUCUACAUAAUAGUCACCAGUUGUGACUGACUCAAAGUGGCCAGGUAUGAUUUAAAUAGAAAGCUGGCUACCUGUAAAUAGAAUAGCAGAUUGACUACUUACCUAGCUCAGAUUUUAUCCAGAAUUUCGGGUUUGAGCCUAAGAUGCUCACCGUGCCCUGACUGGAACAGCUACUGGAAAAUGAAUAAAGCAAUUUGAUUAGUUGGCAUAGCCCAGUCUAGCACAUUGCUCUUCAGUGCUUAUGGUAUUUUUUGACACAAUCUUCAACUUUUGUAGAUGUUUUUAUUUUUAUUAUUUUGUUGUUUGUACCAGUUACCAAGGUUUUUAUGUACACAUGUGACAAAAAUGAACUCAUCCGCAUAUAUAUAUAUUUAGUGCUUACUUAUGAACGUCUCCAUUAUUUGAGCAUAUAACAUAUUUGGAAAGGCUGUCACUCCCUGUUAUGGUAUCAUAUGUCUGUCUCUCCAUCAGUUUAUGUUAUGGAAGUCAUUCAACAAAGGAAAGUGCAUGCCUCAAUAGGUUACAAUAUGCAUGUUUUAUUUACUCUUAAGGAAUGUUAAUACGAGGACAUUAUGGAACUGAAGCCAGCAUUUGCAGAUUGUUUAGUCUGAGCAGAGGAAGCGAAGUCACUUCGGUUGUAUUUAGGUCAAUUCAUAUUAAAACAUUUUUCCAAUUUCAGAUAAAGAUCACAAGGUCGUGAAUCUUAACGUUGUUUACUCAGUGAACUGUUCAGCGCUAUAUGUGUUCACUCUUGUGUUUAUUCUGUGUCUGGCUUGAUUGUAGAAUAUGCUGCUGUACAGUAGAAAGUGUGGCAGUCAGAUAUCGGUGCCUAUAUGCUGAGUCGUAUGAGCUCUGGUUUACAAUUGUUUGACAACCCUUGAGUCACUGGAGAAAGGACAGCAGAAAAAUACAUGGUUUAAAUUUCACUAGAAUUUUUAUAUUGAUAAUAUUCCUAUUUCUAAUGUCCAAUUUUUUCAUUCUCCUGUAUGUCUCGCAGAUCGAUUAGUCCAAAAUCUGAAUCAUUUUUGUCUUGGCUCUGUAACAUCAUCAUUCCCCCCCCCCAUUAUUGGACAUUUUUUUUGUUUGCUUAUUCUAACUGGAGACAGGAACAUUAAGUGGUUUUGUUGAAUAAACAGUGAAUUGAGACUGAACUGGAGCCAAAUUGAAAAAUUCCGACUAAAAUGGCCCAGAAGUGGCUUUACUGAGUCGCAUGCCAUUCCCUGUUUAGUGGCCCCACUGGAUUAUUGAAUGAACUUUAGUGAAACCAAAAUCAUAAAUUUUUGGCUGAAAUAGCUGCACUGGCCACAUUGCAUAGUUUCAGCUGUUUUUCUAAUUUGGCUAUUUUCACUUGAAUAUUGCCUUUCAUAUUUCAAUUCCCCACAAUUCACUGCUGAGUGAAUUAACCUCUUUCUUUCUUCCAUGAAUUACAGCGAGUUCAGAAUCGAAUUGAAAAAUAUAGGUCAAACUAGCGAAGAUGUAAAAAACGCAGAAUUUUCUUGUUGUCAAAUUUGCAAUUCUGUUUUCAAUUCACUACAAUUCACUGUUUAGCCUCUAACCCCCUCGGGCUUUACUACCAAAACCAUCUGCAGUGGAGUGAUUCUCUCCGGAUAUUAUUUAUCUAAUGUCAAAGAAAAUAAGUAAUUUUGAAAGCAACCAGAUGUUUCUAUUGUUAAAGCAAUAGAAGGAGGGUUUAGCUUUCAGGUUUAAAGCCUGGAGAUUGUGAAAACUGAUCACCUUGCUGGCUUUGCGUGCAGGAACCCAGGGUCUCAAUGAAUUCGCUUCUAUAUCUAUUCCCUCUGAGCUGCAAUCAAUAUAGUAAUGAAUGAUUAAUCUCCAAGCUCCGUGACUGCAUGCAGAAUAUACAUUAGUCAAACUGAGUACAGGCUAGUGGCGUACAUUAUUAUUAUCAUUUGAAAUAAUAAUUAAAUUUUUUUUAAAACUAAUAGUUUUCUAUAAAUUGUUGUGUCAGAUAGCAUUAAACUGUAAUCUAUUUUAAUCUCCUCUGUCUCUGCAGAAUACCCCCAUUAACACUGCAUCAGUCUCAUAGAGCAAGCGAGUUCUCUGUAUACUGUACACGUGCAUUAUGUAGAAUGUGUGCAAUAAUGUAUCUGUAAUUGUACUGUAUAUGUCUCCUAUUAUGUAUGUGCUCUCUAUACUUGAAAACAAGAGACAUCUCAGUGUAUCCUUCCUGGAUAAAAAAAAAAAAAAUCAUAAUAAAAUUAAAUGUAAAAAUAAUUUAAAAAAAAAUAUAUAUAUAUCUUUAUUUACAUUUCUUUUUAUUUAUUAUUUUAUAUAUAUAUAUAUGAUAAAAUAAUAAGUAAUUGUAUUAUAUAUAUAUAUAUAUAUAUAUGUGUGUGUGUGUGUGUGUAUAUAUAUAUAUAUAUAUAUAUAAUAAAAUAUAUAUUAUAAAAUAAAAAAAGAAAUGUAAAUUUCUUACACACACACACAUACACAUAUAUACAUAUAUAUAUACACUCAAUAAAUCAAUAACUAUCUGGCUGGGUGUAAUGCAGAAACUUGGUAAUCUUGUGCCCAACCUCUCCCUCUCUCCCCAUCUAAUGAUCACACUCCUCCCACUAGCUUCUUGUGCUUUUUCUAGAAGUUGACACCUGAAUGGAUGCCAAGCCCCCUUGGGUAUAUAAAGGGGAGGCACACGCAGACAAGUUCACAGUUCUAGACUGGUCAGGAAUUAAGGAGGACUGCAGACUCAAACCAUGGUUGUUCCCAGACUCCAGUGCUUUGUCCUCUACCUAGCCUGCAUCCUGUUUAAAAGCUGCCUGGCUUUCAAGAACGAUGCCACAGAGAUACUUUAUUCACAUGUGGAUAAACACGUGGAGGAGAAUGCCAACAGCAGCACCCAGAACCAGGCUCGCCAUGGAGGCAGACACCCCACUAACUCUGCUCAGGACAGGACCAGUAAGUCUAUGACAAUCUAUUUACUAAGUCCACAUUGUGAUUAACCCCUAGGAGGGACACUGAAACCAAAGCUCCACUUUUGUUUUUAAAUGACACGACAGACACAACAUUCUAAACAAGUGAUUACCUAAACACUGUCCCUUAUAGAGUUAAUGCAAUGCAUAUCAAUAUUGCAGAGCCUUUAACCAUGUAAGUGCCAGGCUGGUAUUUGUCAUCAUUUUUUUUACACCAUAUUUGUAUAUUUGAAGUGAUUUCUAACUGGACAAGCUGAUAUUUUGUAGAUGUGUAACAUAAAUAUUAAGCACAGGGUUUAUUCUGAUUCUAUAGUGUAUACAUUGCCAUUGUGUAUUUAUCAAAUAUUAGCUGAAAAAUGUAAUGCUAAUAAGAGAACUUACAUUGUUAUUUAAUACAUUCGAAAUCAUUAGAAGUGGUUACUGGCUGGUUAUGAGCUGUCUGACACUACAGAGUUACAUCCGUUCAUACUUAUAGGAUUACUGAAUGGGUUAAAUAUACAUUUAUAGCACAAGACUGUGUUUUUUAUUAUUAUUUUUUUUAAUAUUUGUGUGUCCCCCCUCUCUGCCUGCAAAAUGGGGCUCCAAAAAGUCUGCCUUCAGUUUCACUUUCUGAACAUGAGUGACUGCACAUUUGACAUGUUCUUUAAAUGAUCACUUUAACUCCUGUAUUGAAGGAUAUUUUAAUAUACAGUACUGUGUAUACAUAUAUCGACUGUUAGGCAAUGUUGCCAAACAGGAAGGUACAGGAGGAUACUCUAUGUUGGGGUUUAUUAACUAAAUGCCGAAUUGUAGUGGUUUGAAAAUCAAAUAAAAAAUAGGUAAAAAUGUUCAUUUUAAAAAGGUUUUCUAAACAAAAAGUAUAGUCAACGAUUAGCUAUUUGAGAUAAUGUUUCAAUUCUGUUUUUUAAUUCACUCUGCAGUGAAUAAACCUCUAUUAGUGGUUUUUUGUUUGUUUUGUUUUUACUUCUAAGUAGUGUAGAGCUAUCAGUGGUCUCAUUGUGUUCUGUAAUGAAUAGAUGAGUUAAUUUAUGGUACUUGUAUCCAGCACUAUCUGUAAAUCAUGCAAUUUCCCCAUCAGGUGAUGUGUGAGAGAUUAAUGUCUUAAUUAACAGUAUCAAAUACCUGUUGCACAUUAAUCCCUAUUUAGAUUCCUGGUAGCUCUGUACUGGAAUAAUUGGAUUAGAAAAAAUAAUAAUAAAAAAAUGAGCAUGGGAGAUAUUUGUAUCAGGUCUAGGAGACUUUACUGGAAAAAUAUUUACAGUUAAUGAAUGUUUCAAUCAAUACAUCAUUAAUGUAGGUAUUACUGAUAAGAAAAAAACAACAACAAAAACAAUUCUGAAUUUUACUUUUAAUUCAUGGUUCUUACAAAACAAAUAAUAGUAUUGAGGGGCAUAUGGUCAUUAUUACCAAUAAUAUGUGCAUAAUCAGUAAUAUAUUACAUUUUUUUAUAUUUACUUUUAGUCCAAUUCUUUGUAGGCUAUACCAGUAUGUAUUUAACUACUUUUUAAAAAUAUUUUAACUCUAAGAAUAAAUAGUUCUAUCACUAAACAUUAAAUUGUAGAAACCAGAAAACUGAAUUUGUAAAUUUAGACCAGACUCUCUCUAUUUAUAGAGGAGCUGAAGAUUUUUUUUUUUUUUGUCUACAUUAAUUUUUUUUUUAAAUCCACUAUAAUUUGAUGUUUAGUGAAUAAACCCCUUAUUAAUGCUCUCCAGCUAUUGGCUGACUAUACAUAAUAUUGGUAAAUGGUUGAGGACUUAACAUGGAUAUAAAGAAGUUGCUCUAAAACAAGUACCCAUGCAUCCCACAAAACUCAGGUGUUAAAAGUAUCCUUACUGAAACUUACUUUGUAAUACCCUAAAUAUAAACUGUUGCAAUUGUGCAAAGACAGUAAAGACUGGUUUGGGGAUGACUGCACAAUGCUAUAGUGUAGAACUUAGAACUUCUACUAUGGACUGGCAACAUGAGGUAAGUAGCCCACAGCAGGUAGAUGUGAUAUAUCCAUAAGGAAGUGUUAAUAUAAUAUGUUAAUGUAAUAUCUCUCUAGACUUUAGGGUUGUCUGAUCCCCCUUAUAUUCCUGGACAGAAUUACAUGUUAAUAGAAACAGCAGCCUUAGUCAAAUCAACUGGUCUAGAAGGGUUCCAAAAGGAGCUGCCUUAAUAGAUUAUUUCCCUCCUGCAGCAUGUGAAUUCUCUAUACGGUUUGUGUGUGAGGGAGAGGGGGGGGGGCACUUUUAGCAAUUGCCCACCAGAAUGUGUGACUUACACUAUCCAGGAUCUGACAUCUCUUCUAGAUCUGAAUAUAUAGGUUAUUCCAUGACCUGAAGUCCCUGUUCUUGUUUCAGAGAGAGCUAUCCUACCUUUGUUACAAUUUAGAACAUCUAUUUGCAGACUUCCUUUCCCCUUAGGAGUUCUGAUAGGAAUCUACAUGUUUUAGCAACCCUUCUUGAGAAGCCUAUCUCAGCACCUGUAGAUUAAGGAAAUCGAUGUGAUACCUCGUCCCACUCUCACCUGUCUAUGGUACUUCGUAAAUGUAGAGCAUUAUCUAGACAUAAAAGACUUUGAUUUCGAUCUAGCAUUUGUUUUCACUUCCUGGCUAAGCACUUAUGAGCUGAGGCCUCUGGCUAAAGUAAACACUAAAGAAAUCUGCCACCUUUUUUCUUCGCCUUCAGCAAUGUUACAAAUUUUACUCGUCUGCUGAGGAGGUUGAAACCAUGGAUUACAAUAUACAAGAAUAAUGUUUGGCCCAGUUCCCAUGGCACAUCAAUCACGCAGUGCACAAAAAGUCUGCUGUGAUGAGGAAAAUAGAAUCUUACCAUAAAUUUAUAGUGACGUGAAAUUGGCAAGAGAAAAAUCAGUGUUAUAAAGAGCAGUAGACAAAGCCUAGGGAAUAAAAUGAGCAUUCACAAAGUCAGGGCAAGACGUUGUCUGUAUCCCAGGAAGAGACUUAUUAAUGGGAUGUUUAGACUUUAUUUAACACCCUUUAUUUACAUCCAUUGACUUGUUAAGUUCCAGACAAAGCAAUGCACCUUAUUUGGCUGUCAAACGGUUAAUUCAGGCACCUUUUUGAAGGAAAUGACACUGAUAAUUAAAUUAAACAUUUAUUUUAUACAUUUAUAUGUAUGUUUAUCACACAUUUAACAAACGUGCACAGUGAAAAUGAGUGCAAGAGAUUGUCUACCAGUGUUAAUGUUUUGAUAACGUUAUUACUUAAAAAAAAAAAAAAAUAUUAAGAGAUAAAGGUUUUUCAAAAGAAAUAUACCGUAUAUAUAUAUAGUGCUCUAAAAUGUAUUCUAUAUAUCUUUCUAAUCUCACUUAAUUAGUGAGAAUUCCCUAUUAAACAUUAAAACAUCAAAUAUAAACAGAUCUUUUUCCCACAUCUCGUACGGAAAUAAUUAAGACAAGAUCUCUAAGGGUGUGUCGCAUUUCCUCUGUGAAUGUAGACAUGAUGUAGAUAGAUUUCGGAGACAUGCAGUGGAGAACUAAAAAAAAAAAACACAAAAAAAACAACAAAAUAACUUUGGGUUUGGUUACAGUUGAUGUAUUUGAAGGAAAGCCCUAAUGCCAGAAAUGCAUACCAUAAAGAAUACUCUUGAAACCUGGGAGAUAGCAUUGUCUAAACAGUGUUAAUCAUCCAGCUCUCUUUGAAUUUUAACUCAUUCUUCAUACUUCUAGGACCAGACUAAAAACAUGCUGUAAUGUUGGGCUAUUUAAAUUUCAGAGCCCCUGGUUUAUGCUAUGAAAACCUUUUUAUAAACCCAUUCCUUACCAGUAAUUUAGUGGCGACGCUGCCUGGUCAACCACCAUGUCCGGGCUUGAAGACCUUUUUGCCCAAUCACAUGCUUCUCAUUGAAAAGCAUUAUGGACUUAAUGUGCAUGCACAGCAAUGCACCAAUCAAAUGCUUUCGUCGGUGAAGAACCAAGUCAGACUUUGUUCUUACUGCGUAAACACCCUCAGGAAGACAGUCACUAGAGAUGUGUUUAAUCCCACAAUGAAAAAAUUGCUGUAUCUCCAAAAUAGUAGUGUUUUUUUUAUUUUGGCAGGAAGAACUGUGGGGCACUGCACUCAGACCACUUCAUUGAUAUGAAGUGGUCUGGGUGAUUAUAGUAGUCAUUUAGACUCCAGAGCUGAAGGUAUUUAUUCCAAUUGUAAAAUCACUGUAAAGGAUACUCUCUUGAAAUUCGCUGCCUUAUCAGGCUACAUUCCCCAUGAUUUUCAAACUGUCUUAGGCUGUAGCAGAGAAUUAUGGAAGCUGUAAAGCCACCAACAGUUGACAACUGACUUCUAAACUAUAUUCCAAAAUAGCCAAGUUGGGGGUUGGGGGGGAAUCUGUAAAUGAAUUAAAUUAUAUAAUUUAUUCCAAUUUGCCAAUUAUGGAUUACACUUUCCAGGUUGAUUUAAAACCGGCAAUAGUUAUUGAAUAAACCCUUGAGCUAAUUUAACAGGUUUACUCAAUAAAUUUCAAAUUGUAGCAAAUGAAAAUUCUGUCUGUCUGGCAAACUUUAGAGAGCCAAGCUGUAACUAUAGCAGAGUUACAAAAUUUUUCCAGAUCAUCCAUUUUUUGCUAUAUUUUGUAUAUUUUGCAAUUCAUUUUACUGAAUGAUAAUGUAAGAAAUCUAUAUUUUUUCAUCUAUAAAAUGUGUUUUAUAGUUUAUGUGUCAUAUAUUACCAUAUGCCUGUCAAAAGAGUCAAUUGUGGUUAUUCAUAAAAUCUGAAUUGGCUCUAAACGGACCAGAGAAUUGCAAAUGAUGGCACAAACCCAAGCUGUAAAAAUAGUUGAUAUGCUGAUUUUUUUUCCCCAUUGGGUAUUCUGUUCUAGUUCAGUGAAAACCCCCUAUUAUGUUAUAUCACAUGGCAUUUGUCUGGUACUUCAUAGUUUAAAUUGACGUGUAUGUGUAAAUAUUUACAUAUUUUUUGUUUGUUUUUUAAAUUGACUAAUUCUUUCUCUUCUUGUUUUUGUCUUUGUAGGUUCUCACCAAGUGGGAUGCAGGGAACUGAGAUCCACAAAAUAUAUAUCUGAUGGUCAGUGCACCAGUAUCAGGCCACUGAAAGAAUUGGUUUGUGCCGGAGAAUGCCUUCCUCUUCCAAUUCUGCCAAACUGGAUUGGUGGUGGCUACGGACUCAAAUAUUGGAGUCGUAGAAGCUCCCAGGAAUGGAGAUGUGUUAAUGACAAGACCCGCACUCAACGUAUUCAACUACAGUGUGAAGACGGUACCAGUCGAACAUACAAAGUCACAGUGGUCACGUCCUGCAAGUGCAAGAGAUACACAAGGCAACACAAUGAGUCCAGCCAUAACUAUGACAUAGCCUCUCCUGCCAAACCCCUUCAUCCACAUCAACAUCAUCAUUCCCAAACUAACCGAGAUCGGAAAAGACUUACUAAGAUCAGCAAGCACAUUUCAAGUUAGAGAAAAACAGUGCCAAGACUUUGAACUGAAUUGUACUCAAAAACAGUGAAUGUUUGUCCCAGCAGUCUGAGACUGAUCUUUCUCUCUUUUUUUUCCGUAAUGGAAAUAUUAAUGUUAUUCAGUUAUGUAACCAAGGUCUUUUGACAUGUGGUGAACACACUUUCAUUCUCCUCUUUCACAUUGUUUGAAGGACUGUUUUUUUUUUUUUGAGAAAUUCUAAAUUUCCAGAAAAUGUGUUGACAUUUUUUUUUUUAAAUUGAAAGCUAUUAUCCACAAAGAACUGAGGUGCUUAAAAUAGUUUAAAACAAAUAAUAUAGGAGAAUUAUAAGUCAAAAUAAUUUAUGAAGUUUGGAUUUUUUUACCCUUAGCUACACAGGUUUAUAACUGAAUAUUAUAAACAAUAUUCUAAAUCAGCAUUUAAUUAAAUAAGAAUAAAAAUAUAAUGAAAUAUUUAUUGCUCAUUGUAAUUAUAUAGUAUCUCCCAUGCCAGCUUGGGUUUCCAUAAAUAACCGUGACUAAUAGUGCUUCUGGCACUCGGGAGGAAUUCAAAGCCUUUGAAUGUGAUUGUUCAACUGUACAGUACAUUAUAUAUAUUUUACAGCUUUUUUUUCAUGUAUCAAAGUAUUUUCCUACAAUUUGUAAGUAGAAUUGCCAUCUGCAUUUUUGUAGAUACUGUAAAUUAAUUAUGUAGUAUUUGUGUUAUAUUUUUACAUUGUGAUAUUUUUAUUAGAUGAAACAUUUGUUUUGAAUGUUUAUUAAAAGCUACUCUGUGCAAUCAAAAACUUACAUCCUUUAUUUUAUCCAUUUCUGUUGGAACCAUCAUUUUAAAGUCCAAUAAUUCUGUAAUUGGGAUUGGGAGACAAAGUACACGUUAACAUCAUUUGUGGAAGAGACACUAUGAAAUUCAUCCAAAGAGGAUAUUUAUACAACAUUUACCAAGCAAACUGCUUAAAAUAAUUG
Pelobates cultripes (western spadefoot toad) is the source of this 32849-nucleotide messenger RNA. Lineage: Eukaryota; Metazoa; Chordata; Amphibia; Anura; Pelobatidae. The record is from the annotation of a GenBank genome assembly.